Oppia nitens is the source of this 1103-nucleotide messenger RNA. Its product is annotated as tRNA pseudouridine synthase-like 1. NCBI's taxonomy places the organism in Eukaryota, Metazoa, Arthropoda, Arachnida, Sarcoptiformes, Oppiidae. Gene Ontology annotation, molecular function: pseudouridine synthase activity; RNA binding. The record is from RefSeq and is a predicted model, not a curated record. The transcript is spliced from 8 exons. The coding region runs from base 75 to 1103 and encodes 342 amino acids. Gene Ontology annotation, biological process: tRNA pseudouridine synthesis.
UAUUGCCGCACACAUUGUAUGUCAGACAUGCGGUCAUAACUGCGAACAUCAUUACCAUUGAAGACACCGAAGACAUGGGAGGACUAACCAAACACUUGUCAUAUGAAGGACUCAAAACUUGUCGCUAUUUCUUAAAGUUUUCAUAUAUCGGAACCCACUAUACAGGACUUCAACGACAAACACGACGGGAUGAGACAUCGGUGACUGACUGGUCAGUUCAAUAUCAACUCGAACGCGCCAUUGAGAAGAAGUUGAAACCUAUUUAUGGCGCCAGACUUGCCAUUAGUAGCCGCACAGAUAGUGGUGUCCACGCGUUGGCCAACUCGGCUCAUGUGGAUCUGACACAUCCUUACAAUAACACUACAUAUAAGCCAUCGUUUAUUAUUAGUUCAGUAAAUACCAAUUUGCUUAAGAAUGGACACGAUAUUAGAUUAUUAAGUGUUCAAUUAGUUCCCAAUGGAUUCAAUGCCCGAUCGUGUGCUAAGUCACGAACGUAUUUAUAUCGGUUGGCUGUAUUGGACACCGAAGAUAAGUCAUACCAUGAAUGUCUCGAUAAUUUUCUACCCAUUUGUGAACUAAACAGAUGUCAUAUAAUUAAAGGACCGCUAAAUAUUGAAGCCAUCAAUCAAGCGAUGAAUAUGUUUGAAGGAGAACACGAUUUCUCGUCGUUCACAACCAAAGAAGGCAUUAUAAACAACCGACAGAUCACCUCUAAUACCAUUAAGACAAUCACUAAAUUUAAAUUGAAUCAAACAAAACAUUUAUAUUCAUUAACACAAACUGAAACAAAUUAUCCGAUCAUUUUGUUUAACUUUGAAAUAACAGCCAAAUCUUUUUUAUACAAUCAGAUAAGACGUAUGAUUGGUUGCAUUAUUGAUGUGGCUCUCAAUUGCUUUAGUAUUGAAAAAAUUGAAUAUCUUUUAAACAACCCGUCAUAUAAACACUGGAACCAUAAGAUGACUAUAGCACCGGCCAAAGGUUUAUGGUUAAUGGAUGUGCAUUACGAUCAAAUGGAUCUUGAAUUAGACGAAUCAGGAAAUAGUAGCAAUCAAUAUGCAAACAGUUAUCCUAAUUAUAAAGAAAUUAGUCAUUUUCAUGAAUAA